Messenger RNA from Triticum turgidum subsp. durum (durum wheat), 972 nucleotides. NCBI's taxonomy places the organism in Eukaryota, Viridiplantae, Streptophyta, Magnoliopsida, Poales, Poaceae. The record is from the annotation of a GenBank genome assembly.
AUGUUCGUAUUCUCCUUGCUCUCAUACAGAAGUGUUCUUGGUGCCGUUUUCAUGUUGCCAUUUGCCCUAUUCCUUGAAAGAGGGAGGUGGAAAGAGUUGAACAUGAAAGCUCUUGGAUGGCUCUUUAUCAAUGCAUUUGUUGGAUACUCUCUGCCCAUGGCAUUAUACUACUACGGGCUCCACGACACGACUGCUUCAUAUGGUGUGGUCUUCUCCAGUCUGACUCCCCUCUUCACCUUUGUCCUUUCACUAUUGCUUGGCAUGGAGAGCUUGCGCCUCAAGUCUAAGGAGGGCAGCGCAAAAGUGGUUGGGGCACUGGUGUGCUUUGCUGGGGCUCUUCUGAUUAGCCUGUACAAGGGAGAAGAACUUCAUCUCUUGUCUCCAGUUUUAAAGGGCAUCACUAAGAGUUCUCAUGGAGUAGCCGGAGGACACCACCACUCGAGGGGCACCUUGCUUUUGCUGGGAGAUAGCAUCUGCUAUGCGUUUUGGUACCCUAUCCAGGUCAAAGUUCUAAAGGUCUACCCAUGGAAACACUGGUCAACUGUAUUGACCUGUGUUCUAGGUGGUUUGCAAACCUGUGCCGUAGGAAUAAUUAUGAGAAGGGACAAACUGGCUUGGCAAGUUGGAUGGAACAUCCAACUAUUAACAAUUGUUUACUCAGCUGCACUUGGCACAGCAGCCAAGUAUUGGUUGAAUCUCUAUGCCGUGGAAAAACGGGGCCCAGUUUUUCCACCCAUGUUCAGCACUCUGUCAAUUAUCUUCACGAUGGUUCUUGGGGCACUACUACUAGGAGAAACUCUCACAGUUGGCAGCUUGUUGGGCAGUGCGUUUGUUUUCAUUGGACUGUACACGUACCUCUAUGGAAAGGCAAGAGAGGUACAUGCAAAGACAGCACCAGGUUCAAGCCAUGAAAGUCUUCAAGUCCAACCUGUCCCUGAUUCAAAGUGUGACGAUCCAGAAUCGGGUCCUUGA